AUGCCUGUCUCUAUUCCCAAGGCCGAGAAGCUGCAGGACCUCCUGUCCUUGAAGGGCAAGGUCGUCGUGGUUACCGGUGCUUCCGGACCUCGCGGCAUGGGCAUCGAGGCUGCUCGCGGUUGCGCUGAGAUGGGUGCCGAUGUGGCCAUCACCUACGCUUCCCGUGCUGAGGGUGGUGAGAAGAACGCCAAGGAGCUCGCUGAGACAUACGGCGUGAAGGCCAAGGCCUACAAGCUCCAGGUCGACAAGUACGAGUCCGCCGAGAAGCUCGUCAAGGACGUCAUCUCCGACUUCGGCAAGAUCGAUGCCUUCAUCGCCAACGCCGGCGCCACGGCCGACAGCGGUGUCCUCGACGGCACCGUUGAAGACUGGAACCAUGUCGUCCAAGUCGACUUGAACGGCACCUUCCACUGCGCCAAGGCCAUCGGCCACCACUUCAAAGAGCGCGGCACCGGCUCCCUCGUCAUCACCGCCAGCAUGAGCGGCCAAAUCGCCAACUAUCCCCAGGAGCAGACGAGCUACAACGUCGCAAAGGCAGGAUGCAUCCACAUGGCUCGCUCCCUGGCCAACGAGUGGCGCGAUUUCGCCCGUGUCAACUCCAUCUCGCCCGGGUAUAUCGACACUGGUCUUUCUGACUUCGUCGAUAAGAAGACGCAGGAAUUGUGGCACUCGAUGAUCCCCUUGGGCCGUGAUGGCAAUGCGAAGGAGUUGAAGGGUGCUUAUGUGUACUUCGUUUCGGAUGCGUCGACGUACACUACCGGUGCUGAUCUGGUGAUUGAUGGUGGCUACACUUGCAGGUAG
Molecule: messenger RNA, 801 nt
Organism: Recurvomyces mirabilis
Lineage: Eukaryota; Fungi; Ascomycota; Dothideomycetes; Mycosphaerellales; Teratosphaeriaceae
Exons: 3
Coding region: 1-801 (266 amino acids)
Cellular component (GO): intracellular anatomical structure
Molecular function (GO): oxidoreductase activity, acting on NAD(P)H, oxygen as acceptor
Source: RefSeq, a predicted model, not a curated record